UUUCGUUCGCUUCUUGGCGCCAGACUUGUGGACUUGAUGGCGAGUGUUGAUCCUAAGUUUGACUUGUUUGUUACAUUGACACACUUUUCUUGAUUAUAUUUCACACUUUGUGGCAGUAGACGCCGCCAGGAAACGCAUUGAACGACUACCACUCCAGGGUGUUUGAACUUAUUCAGGAUGAAUUGUGAACUUCUGGCAACAUGCAGUGCUCUUGGAUACCUGGAAGGAGACAUUUAUCACAAAGAAGCUGAUUGUUUAGAGAGUGUGAAAGACUUGAUCAGGUACUUGCGCUAUGAAGACGACACCCGCGAUGUCCGCCAGCAGCUGGGUGAAGGCCACAUCUUAGAACAUGACCUUCUGCCUAUUAUCACUCAGCACGGGCAUGAAAAGGCCUUGUUUGAUGCCUGCAUACGGCUAAUGGUCAAUCUAACACAACCUGCUAUGCUCUGCUUUGGGAAGGUUCCUGACGACCCCGUGUUUAGACACCACUUUUUGCAAGUGACCUCUCAUUUACAAGCCUACAAAGAGGCAUUUGCGACUGAGAAGGUGUUGGGCAUUUUAAGCGAGACACUGUACAACCUGUUGCAAAUGGAAUGGGAGCAGAGGCAGGAAGAAGACAACCUUCUGAUCGAGCGAAUUCUGAUGCUGGUCAGGAAUGUGCUUCAUGUACCUGCAGAUCCUUUGGAAGAGAAGAAAGUAGAUGACGAUGCCAGUGUCCACGAUAGGCUGCUCUGGGCCAUUCAUAUGAGUGGUUUUGAUGACCUGCUCAAGUUCUUGGCGUCGGCCCAGAGUGAGCAGCAGUGGAGUAUGCAUGUGUUGGAAAUAAUCUCUCUCAUGUUCAGAGACCAGACACCGGACACCUUGGUGAGCGCGGGACACGCUCGCUCGGCGGAGCAGAAGCAGAGAGACACUUCGGAGCUGGAAGGUCUGAGGCAGAAAGAGCAAGCAGAGAAACGUUCUCGCACAUUGCAAAGAGGAACCAGGCAUUCACGAUUUGGAGGGUCUUUUGUUGUGAAAGGACUCAAAGCAAUCGGAGACAAUGAUAUCAUUUAUCAUCGAAAUGUUCACAAUUUCAAAAACUACACUCACGACAUGGGUAAAGCUGUCCGACGUGUUCCAAGGCGAAAUCGACAGGCCCGGGAAAGUCAGGACCAACGGCGCUCGGCUUUAAACGUUCGACUCUUCCUGCGAGAGUUUUGUGUGGACUUCUUAGAGAACUGCUACAAUCGCCUCAUGUACAUUGUCAAGGAAAGCCUGAUUCGGGAGCAGUCUCAGGAGCACGAUGAGACUUACUAUCUGUGGGCGCUCAGCUUCUUCAUGGCCUUCAAUCGCGGCAACAAUUUCCAAGCUGAUUUAGUUUCCGAGACGAUGUCCACCCGCACUUUCCACUUCAUCGAGCGCAACAUCACCAAUUACUACGAGAUGAUUUUGACUGACCGCAAAGAGGCCACGUCCUGGUCCCGUAGGAUGCACCUGGCACUGAAGGCUUAUCAGGAGCUGCUCAUGACGGUGAACGAGAUGGACCGAUCGCAGGAUGAAAGCAUCCGCCACAGCGCCAAUGUGAUCAAAAGUAACAUAUUCUACCUGAUGGAAUAUAGGGAGAUAUUCCUGACUCUGCUGAGAAAAUAUGACGGGACGACGCAGCCGCAGUCUUACCUGAAAGAUUUGGUGGAGUCGACGCAUCUCUUCCUGCGUAUGCUCGAGCGCUUCUGCAAAGAUCGCAGGAACUUGGUUGUGCAGAAAAAGCGAGUGAAGCGGAAAAAGUCCAAGAAAGACAAAAAACAGCCAGUUGUAGAAAGAACCCCAGAAGCUCUGGCAGAUACCUGGAAAAAUGUGGAAGAACAACUGAAGGCGGUAAAUUUUCAGCUGGCAGAGUCUCUAACUGAGAGUAUCGUGCCUUUCGAUGCCACAUCGGAAACUCCUCUCGAGGAGCAGCGGACUGAGGCAAUGGUGCGGGUGCAGGAUGCGUUGCAGGCUCAAUUAGGACCGGAGGCUUUAGCGCUCCUGAGGGCUGCCAGGGAAGUAUGGCCCGAGGGAGACGUGUUUGGCUCGACUGAUGUGGAACCUGAAGAAGAACUGGAACUCCUCAAGCAGAUCUUGCAUGCAGAGCUGCCAAGGUCGGCCCCUCCUCCUGAAACUCAGGUGGAAGAGGAAGGUGAGGAUGAUGCUGAUCUAGAAGAGGACGAAGAGUUGGAGGCAGUCCAGGUUUCCGAAACGGAGUUCAAAUUUCUGGACUUUAUCAAAAAGUUCGCCAACCCCAACAUCGUGCGUCCAUACCUGCUCUUACUCAAAUCCUACGCAAAAAACACACCUCACACAAACCACUGCAUCGCUCGAAUGCUUCACCGUGUGGCAUUUGACCUCAAAAUGGACGCCUUGCUGUAUCAGCUGUCAGUCUUCCAUCUUUUCAACAAAAUCCUGAGUGACGCAGCUGCCGCUGCUUACAAGGAGCUGGUCACUUUUGCCAAGUAUGUGCUCAACCGUUUCUUUUCCCUGGCGGUCACCAACAACAAGGCCUACGUGGAACUGUUGUUCUGGAAAAACGUUGGCGCUGUGCGUGAGAUGACUGAAGGCUACGGCAAAGAUGGAGUGGAAAAGAUGUCAGCUUGGACGGAAGAAGAGGAGCAGGAAUUGUCUAAACUUUAUGAAGAGCACCGGCACUCUGAAGUGCCAGACAUUGUGGAGACCCUGCUGCCGUUGCUAAGCAAUAGUACGCGCACACGGAGGCAGGUUGUGACCCAGUUGGUGCGCAUGGGUCUGGUGAACAGCGCUAAAGAGCUGAAGAAACCCAAGAAAGGUACCAACAUCGUUCUUUGGACUGAGGACCAGGAAGAAGAACUUCAGAUGCUCUAUGAAGAAUACAAAGACUCCGAUGAUGUGCUUGGCAACAUUCUUAAGAAGCUCACGGCCAAGCGCUCUCGUGCACGCGUGGUGGACAAGCUGCUCAGCUUGGGCCUAGUCUCAGAGAGGCGAGAACUUUACAAGAAGAGGAGUCGAAGUGCCCGUCCCAAAAACUCUGCCGCACAAAUGAGUGAAGAGGAUUUCCUAGCUGAACUCACACAAGAUUUCCCAGGUGAGCCCCUGAACAGAGAAGAUGAGGAUGAGUCUGAAGAAAGUGAGGAAGAAGAUGAACUGGAAUUGGAAGAAGGACAGAGUGGUGGCAGCAGGAGGCGCCAGAGUCUUGUGUCGAAAGAGGAAAGGCAGGCUGAUGUCGGUGCCACGGUCACAAGGCUGCAUGAGGAAGGCAUGUCUGAAGCCCUUCAGUGGUUACAACGCUGUCUGGACCGAGCAGCUAAAAGCCGGGAAGAAGAUGGUUUUUCCCAGGCUACGCCUCUUGUGCCCCUCACUGAGGCAUGUGAAGACGCUAUGGAGGACAAGACCUUCCACGGGCUGCUGCGCAACCUGGGAAUGCGGGCGCCUGCAAAUGAACAGGAGACAUUUUGGAGAAUCCCAGAAAAGAUCAGCCCAUCCCAGCUCCGUUGUGCAGCUGCGUCUCUCAGGCAAAAUCCAAAUGAAUCUAAAAAUGAAGAGGUCCUCGUGGAAGACGACAACCCACCUGAAGAACAUCAGGAGGAGAAAAAGGAAGUCUCUGAUUCACAACGAGCAGAUGCUUUGAGAGCCCUGGUCGUUGCACGCAAGAGGAAACAGCACUCAAGCAAAGAUGACGCCCCUGAUAUGGAUUUAGCUUCCACUGAAGAUGCAAACAGUUCAUUUGAGAGGGCCAAAGAGAAGACAGCUAAAAGAAACAGAAUGUUGGACAGUGCCGAGGAGGAGGAUGACUGUUCCACCACGGUAAUGGAUACUCAUACAAACGGUGACGCAGAUUCAGACGAGGAAGAUGUAUCUGCACCAGUGAAGCGUCGGCGGAAGAUGGUAUUAAUUGAGGAAGAUGAGGAAGAGGAUUAAUUGCCCUUCCAAUGCAGUCAAUACAGUGAAAACAAACAACCCAAAGAAACAGUUCCUUCUGUUCGGUGUCGGUUUUCAUUUUCAAACGGUCACUCCUAUACUAGUAUGUAGUCAUGAUGUUAAGGAAAAUAUGUUUGCUGCUUUCUAUUUCGACUUUCAGCAUGAAUACCCAAGAAUAUUUUGUAUAACCCUGUAAUUAAACGUGAUACUUGCUAUUUCAAUAAAUGCCAUAAGAUAUGCCAUGGCACAAAUCUAGUCUAAUAAUUUGUAUUUUCAAAUAAAAUUCUGUGGUCAGAAAAAAAUGGCACAAUUGUAGUUAUCUAGUGUAUCGGUCUAAUCGCAGUGUAGUAAAACAUAAAAAUAUAAUCAAAGCUUUAUCAAAUAUUUUUCAGCAUACGCAAACGUUACUUGACUGUAUGAUGCACUGCAGUUCUGCACCUUUACAAACUACAACCACAGUAAUAAACAGUUAAACGAAUACCUCAAAACUAAAAUGAUUAUUCUCGUAAAGGUUUUGAUAUAGCUCUUGUAUUCGAUUACAUUUUCUUAAACUGUUGAAUUC
Messenger RNA from Hippocampus comes (tiger tail seahorse), 4468 nucleotides. RefSeq names its product timeless circadian clock (gene timeless). The record is from RefSeq and is a predicted model, not a curated record. Gene Ontology annotation, biological process: replication fork arrest; DNA replication checkpoint signaling; DNA repair. The coding region runs from base 178 to 3906 and encodes 1242 amino acids. Gene Ontology annotation, cellular component: replication fork protection complex. The transcript has 30 exons. NCBI's taxonomy places the organism in Eukaryota, Metazoa, Chordata, Actinopteri, Syngnathiformes, Syngnathidae. Gene Ontology annotation, molecular function: DNA binding.